Messenger RNA from Trichoplusia ni (cabbage looper), 3382 nucleotides. It is a transcript of the gene Kap3, whose product is annotated as kinesin-associated protein 3. The record is from RefSeq and is a predicted model, not a curated record. Gene Ontology annotation, cellular component: kinesin II complex; axoneme; ciliary transition zone. NCBI's taxonomy places the organism in Eukaryota, Metazoa, Arthropoda, Insecta, Lepidoptera, Noctuidae. The transcript is spliced from 12 exons. Gene Ontology annotation, biological process: microtubule-based movement; cilium organization. The coding region runs from base 181 to 2343 and encodes 720 amino acids. Gene Ontology annotation, molecular function: kinesin binding.
ACACUGACAUUUAAUACUUACAGUGUAAAAUAGACUCAAUAGUGUUUUGUAUUGAUUAUUUAGAUUUUCGGAUGUCCAAUUUCAUAAAUCAUAUUAUUCCUUAUUUAUUAGCUGAUUUGUACGUAAUUGUAGAAGCUCGGAUUAUUUGUUGACAGAAAAAGUUGGUUGGAACCUUAAGUUAUGAGUCCAGUAGAAAGUGUGCCAGUUGCGGUGUUAAACUGCAUUGAUGACUAUGUGGAGUUACUUUAUGAUGAUAUACCAGAAAAGAUAAAAGGAUCUGCACUUAUCCUACAGCUUGCUAGAAAUCCUGACAACUUGAUUGACUUAGCACGAAAUGAGGCAUUACUGAGUGCACUUUCCAGGGUACUACGAGAAGAAUGGAAGAGGAGUAUUGAACUAAGCACAAACAUAGUGUACACAUUUUUUUGCUUUUCCACUUACAAUGAAUUCCAUCCUGUUAUUAUUCAGUACAAAAUUGGAUCCUUGUGUAUGGAUGUGAUUGAUUAUGAAUUAAAGAGGUAUGAUCAAUGGAAAGAGAAAGUAGAAGGAAAGAAACAGGUGGUCACCCCUGAUAAGAAUGAACCUCCAAAAAGUCGUAUUCCUGAACCAAAACGGCGUCCUAAAUCGGGCACCUGGGCCGUCGCCGAUGUCAAUAUGCAAAAGUCUAGGUCUUUGGUUUCCAGUUACCACGAAGAUCUCUGUAGUGCUUCUGACGAAUUCUCAAAGAGUGAUGAAGAACAGAUGAAACGCAAAUUAAAAACAUUAUCAAAGAGACAAGAACAGCUUCUGAGAGUGGCUUUUUACAUGUUACUCAAUAUUGCUGAUAAUAUUAAAGUUGAAGAAAAGAUGCAUAAGAAAGACAUAGUAAACCUGCUCAUUGGCGCUAUGGAAAGACAUUCCAAUAUAGAUCUCCUAAUUUUAAUUGUGUCGUUUCUACAAAAACUUUCGAUUUUCGUAGAAAAUAAAAACAGUAUGGCCUCAAAAGGAAUUGUUGAGAAACUAGCACCAUUGAUGGAUUCUUCUAAUGCUGAUCUAGUCAAUGUAACUUUAAAACUUUUAUUUAAUUUAACAUUUGAUACCAAAUUACGUAACAAAAUGAUCAAACUGGGCUUACUACCAAAAUUCAUACAGUUCACAAGUGACGAUAAGCAUAUAAACUUGGCAAUGAAAAUCCUGUACCAUUUGAGCAUGGAUGACAGGGUCAAAGUUAUGUUUACUCAAUCCGACUGUGUUAAACUGCUAACAGACAUGUUGCUGCUAAACGUAAACGGGGAAAGCAUCGGCAACAAUAGCAGCGGUAACUCAGCGGGGGCCACAGACGUGUUGUUGGCGCUGUGCAUCAACCUGGCGUGGUGCGAGCGCGCCGCCAUACAGAUGAGCGCCGAGGGCCGGCUGCGGGAACUACUCGCGCGCGCCUUCCGACACCGGAACCAUAUGCUCAUGAAACUAGUGCGCAACCUGUCACACCACUCCAAUAACGUACCACUGUUUGUUGAGUUUGUUGGAGAUAUCGCGGGGGCUGUAACCAAUGGCGAUGCUAGCGAAGAAUUCACCAUUGAAUGCCUAGGAACUCUCAACAAUAUAUUAAGCUCUAAUAAUAAUAUUGACACUUACGCCGUUGUCGAACGAUACAAUUUAAUUCCUUGCAUUAUGAAGAUAUUAGAUCCAGAGCGGUGCGCGGCGGCGGAGCUGGUGCUGGAGGGCGUGGUGGCGGCGGGCGCGCUGAGCGGCGAGGAGCGCGCGGCGGCGGCGCUGCUGCGCGCGGGCGCGGCGCGGGCGCUCGUGGCGCUGCUGCGCCUGCGCCAGGCCGACGACGACCACGUGCUGCACACCGUGUUCGCCUUCCGCCAGCUGCUGUCGCAUCCGCGCGCCGCGGACUACCUCGUGUCGCGCACUGAAGCUCCAGCAUACCUUAUCGAUUUGAUGCAAGAUAAGAAUUCGGAGAUAAGAAAGAUGUGCGACAAUUGCCUCGAUAUAAUAUCGCAGAUGCAGAACGAAUGGGCGGCCAGAAUAAAGUUGGAGAGGUUCCGGUGCCACAACGGCCAGUGGCUUUCGGUUGUCGAGACGCUUGGCGCUGAAGGUGGUACUGGCGAUGCCACUGACGACUUACCACCAUAUUUAUCCGCAGAAUACCUUACGACUCAUCGUCUUACUACCUCAGAUUCCCAAACGUCAUUAAAUGAAGACUCCGACAGUUUUUCUGGAGAAGUCAGUAUGCAUCGCGUUAGUAGCCGAAACGCAUUAGACGACCGAGCGGGUGAUUUAUUUAGUGCUACAGAAACUUCGUUACUCAAGGCUUCAGAGACCGACGUGUUCACGAAAGAUAUCAACAUUUUUGCUUAAGUCAUUUGUCUUAUUAGAAUUGUUGUCAUAACCUCAGUAAAAACAACCAGUAAGAAAUGUAACCUGACGUCGUUCAAAUAGUGAUGCAGCUAAUAACUGUUAAAAUCGACAGCGUCAGACACAGUUGCGAUUCUAGUUUGAAAAAUGUAAAGAGUAUUAUAUCAGUCCAUAAUGUACCUACACUAAUCUUAAAUUCUAAUCAUAAAAUAUUAGAUUGUUACCUUUUUGUCACUACCUGUUUGCGUGUAUGUCAUACACUGUUUGGCUAAUGCCAUACCAUAUGUGCUUGGUGAUGUGCAAUUAACGCAUUUUAUUAAGCUUAGUCAAAGUAUUGUGCAAUUUUUUUGUUAUAUAAUGAUAAAUUAUUUAUUUUUGUCGGAUGUAGAAGCACGUCCUUUCUUAGGGAUAUUCAUUUAUUUUCUGCAAAUGAAACAUAGUCAAGAGUUUACAUCAUCAUUUUGCUAAAACUCUGUAAACAAGUGUAAUUUAGAAAGAAUCUUUAAAAUAUUUUGGACAAGGAGCGAUUCGCUGCUACGUAACACAAAUAAGGCCGGCCAUACACGGACUGCUUGAGUAGUUAAGUACUCGAACUGCUUAUUUGUAAUAAACCUUCACUGUCGCACUGCUCUUUUAUAAUUAACUUACUGUCCGCAGCUGGCACUGUACAGUUCUAACAGAAGUUGUCGCAGAAGCAAUAACUUUCAUAUUCUCGGAGACUAGGCGAUACACAGUGAACUAAAGUGUGCGUGGAUAACCGCGCGAUCGCGGCUGUCCCCUUAGAGAUGUUCAAUUGCCUAUGUGGCUUGGCAUGUCUGCAUAAAAUUCUAGUUCUAUGCAGUGGCAACUUGAAGCAGUCGGUACUAAAUGUUUCAGGAAGUCCGGGUACGGCAAGUUUAAGAUACACAGCCUGUUUCUAAUAAGUCUUUGUGAUUUUGAAUGUAUUAAACCUAUUGAAGUCUUAAUUUAUAAAUCCUGUUUAAUAAAAUGUUACGUUACCUUAGUAUUAUUUACAACCAAAUACACAAAUUAACAAGACGCA